Molecule: messenger RNA, 1705 nt
Organism: Sphaeramia orbicularis (orbiculate cardinalfish)
Lineage: Eukaryota; Metazoa; Chordata; Actinopteri; Kurtiformes; Apogonidae
Gene: fbxo15
Product: F-box protein 15
Exons: 9
Coding region: 206-1603 (465 amino acids)
Cellular component (GO): SCF ubiquitin ligase complex
Molecular function (GO): protein binding
Source: RefSeq, a predicted model, not a curated record
AUGGCGACAGGACGUAAACAGUGUCUGAUUUAGGAACCACAUUACGCUUUCACCGUGACGAUUGACGGUUGUAUGUAUUCUACCGACUGGACUGUUGCCAGAAAGCUGUCUAAAACGUAUGUCUUUACGUUAAACGUCCUCAGACUUUCCUCUGAAAUAUAAAUUCCCACCAGACUUUCUCAAAGGGUCAAGAGCAGUGAAACAAAUGGCAGCAGCAAAAGCAGUUAUUUCCAGAGUGCGGGCGGUGAGGACAUCAAAACGUGCUUACAAAUCAUCCCCGGCUUCCUCUCAGAACUUGAUGGAAAGGAUGCCUUCUGAGGUUCUAAUUAAGAUUCUGUCAUACCUGGAUGCUGGCGCUCUUUUCAGCAUGAGCUACGUCAACAAGUUCUUCAAUCAACUUGCCAAUGAUAAUGCCCUGUGGAGUGACAUAUUCAUAAGAGAAUUUGGCAAAAAUAAAAAGUGGAUGCCCAAAUCCGUGGAUGACUUGUCGACGAAGGAUUCCACGAUGGAGGUGCAGGAGAAGGCCGCAGGAUACUGGAAGCAGCAAUACUUCAAGACUGUAGCUGCAUAUGUAAUGAAGAAGUGGAAAAGACAUCUCGGGGUCAUCAGCCGUCACACGGGGCUGCCCAGUCAAACAGAGCGGGUCCUCAGAAACUUGUGCGUCACCUGGGAGCUGACAGUGUCUGAUGAGUCAGGGCAUGAUAGUACAUUUGAGCAGAGCUGGUCCCAGUUCUCUGAAACUUGUGUGUUUCUGUGCUGGGGAGGAGGCUGUUUGCCCAACUACCAGCAGAUUUCUACUCUUCAGCUCCACGGUGUCAGGAGGAUAGCUCUCAACUGCUCCAGCCUAAACAAACCAGGCUGGAGGUCCCUCAUGAUGAAUUUAGACAUGGAUGCUGUAACUAAAAAUGCACAGGUCAUUGGUCAGGACAGACUAGUUCAACUCAUACUGUUACAGCCUGGAGUCACUGUUGGCGUAUGGGAGGAUCAGGACUCUGUUGCUUUUGUCAUGUUCACUCUUCACUUCCACAGGCUGGUGGAAAAAAGCAUUCAGGGAUCCUCAGUUUGUUCUUAUGUGGAGCCUCUGGUCAAACCUCCUUUUGAUGACAUAGACCCAGAAUAUGGUCUCCAUGGUUACCAUCUACACAUCACUCUACACAACAUCUCAUGCGAGAUUAUGUCUAGAAGCUUCUCCCAGCUAUUCUGUCGGAGAGCUCAGAUCUGUGAUGGACUGAUCCAGCUGACUGCCAUUAGCAGAACAAACUUGUCUCAACACACACCUCUGUCAGGCCGCAUCACACUUCCCUGGAGGUGUGAGGCCCUGCAGGGCACAGUAGAGAAUUGUUGCAUCAUGAGUCUGACACUUCUUGAUGAAUUUGAGAAACCCUUCUGGUGUGUCAGCUCUCCAGUUUCCAUGAAGAUAGAAAAAUCUGAUGUCUCCUAUGACUAUGACAGUGAGCAGUUCCUCAUCCACUACAAGGAUACAGAUGGCCAGGUGAAGAUGGAUGUCGUACAUAUGAAGGAACAGAGGCAAUUUGUCCUCAUUAACUUAGAUGUUUAUGUUGCAACUUGUAAAGUCAACAACCAUUUUGGUAGAAAUUAUUGAACCUGCAGGAUUAUUACUCUGUUAUCUGAAAAACUACUGAAACAUAAUACUGAGUUUCCAGUAUUAAAGCUCGGUAAAGUAUUAAAACUCCUGAAUUGAAUG